AUGGCCUCGCCAGAGUUCUUUGGCUCAUUGAGCAGGAAACCCCCCACCACACUGGCAGAGCUAAUGAAAAGGGAAGAGAAGUACAUAAGGCAGGAUGAUGCCUUAGUAACUAGCAGGUUUGCUAAGGAGUCAGCAGACAGGGGAAAAGCCCCAGAAGAAAGGAGGUCGGAGAGGCAUGAGAAGAAGCAGAGCAAGAAGCCUAGCAAGAAGCCUGAGCCGUACAGACAACCCUGGGAUCGAAGGGACCAAAGACCUUUCCCUCCUCGGGUUCUAGAACAAAAGCCAUUCCCUCCACGUAUUCCAGAGAACCUGACCCUGCUCAACGCCUCCAGAGCCGAGGUACUCAUGGCAGUACAGGACAAGGAGUUCCUUCAAUGGCCCAGGCCUAUGAGGGCAGAAGCAAACCAGCGAGAUCCUGAAAAAUACUGUCAGUAUCAUCGUACACACGGCCAUGACACCAACAACUGCUACCAACUGAUCAGUGAGAUCGAAAGGCUAAUUAAAAGGGGCCACUUACGAAACUUUAUGAAGAAAUCAGAAGGAGAAAGGCCCCAGCCGAAUCCUACAGCAGAGAGGCCCCGGAGAGCUGGAGCAGGACCGGUGAAUGAUGGCUCUAGUGGAACCAUCAACAUGAUCGUUGAGGGAACUGGAGGUCGGAUGAGCCGAAGGGGAAAGAAGAGAGGUCGAGAUGGGGAAAACAGCAGCGCCGAAGUCAUACAGGUAGUUGAGCACUCUCCAGUGACCAUCACCUUCUCUCCAGAGGAUGCCCAGGAUGUUCAGAUGCCUCACGAUGACGCCCUUGUUAUUGAAGCCGUCAUCCACAACUACCGGGUUAAGAAGAUCUUGGUGGAUGAUGGGAGUAAGGUGAAUUUGCUGCCGUAUAGGGUCUUCCAACAGAUGGGAAUCCCUGAGGAGCAGUUGGUUCGGGGCUAG
This is a messenger RNA of Manihot esculenta (cassava), 933 nucleotides long. RefSeq lists its product as uncharacterized. Bases 1 to 933 code for a protein of 310 amino acids. The record is from RefSeq and is a predicted model, not a curated record. The transcript has a single exon. NCBI's taxonomy places the organism in Eukaryota, Viridiplantae, Streptophyta, Magnoliopsida, Malpighiales, Euphorbiaceae.